Molecule: messenger RNA, 1993 nt
Organism: Arachis stenosperma
Lineage: Eukaryota; Viridiplantae; Streptophyta; Magnoliopsida; Fabales; Fabaceae
Product: ATP-dependent Clp protease proteolytic subunit-related protein 2, chloroplastic-like
Exons: 10
Coding region: 943-1785 (280 amino acids)
Biological process (GO): protein quality control for misfolded or incompletely synthesized proteins
Cellular component (GO): endopeptidase Clp complex
Molecular function (GO): ATPase binding; serine-type endopeptidase activity; ATP-dependent peptidase activity
Source: RefSeq, a predicted model, not a curated record
CUCCAUUCUAGAAGCAUGUUAGCAGUCAAGGUUACUAGUGAGGCAGUGAACCAAUUCAUAAACGUAGCUACACUUCCAGGCGAAUAGUAAUGACGCGCAAAAACAGCAGAACAUACAUGAUGACCAAGUGCAGAAAAGGUUAAGCAGUGAAAAAGCCAAAAUAGCACAGAACGCAAAGAUUGAAGCUAAAGAAGCAGCCUCCAAUGUCACGGAAAAAGUUAAAUCUGCAGCAUCGGAUGCAUCCCAGUACGCUUCAGAAACGGCUUCAAGUGCCUCAAAGAAAGUAAAAGGCGCAGCAGCAUAUGGAAAAGUCGCAUGGUUCUGAAAACCGGAUCGGACUGGCCGGUCAAACCGGUUCAACUGGGAACCGGCGAUACAAGCGGUCCGGUCCUCCACGGAUAAACGCUCAAAGAAAAACCGCUGAAAAAGAGGGAACCACGCGUGAACCAAACCCCCCCCAUCCCUCUUCCCCCAAUCAUUCAUUCAUUUAAUCACUUGUCACUAUACUCCCUGUACCGGAGAUUGGAGAACUCUGAAGCGAAGGAACCCUAGCCCUCCAUCGUCGCCGCUGUUCCCAGGUCGUCAGCGCCGCCGCCGUCCCCAGGUCGUCAGCGCCGCCGCCGUCCCCAGGUCGUCAGCGCCGCCGUUCCCAGGUCGUCGAACCCUAACCCAGUAACUCGGCGGGUACUCUUCAUCUUCGCUGGCUUCUCGGCACGGAACCCAGUCACUUCACCGGUUCAUUGACCGGUUCGGUUCUUGCAACCUUGGGUAACAUUGCUAAUAAAUAAAUAAAAGAAGGAGGUUCUGAUUCCAGGGAGGAUCAAAAGGUCGUUGAAGUUCAUCUUCAGAGCUGAGCGAGUGUUGUAUCUGGUUGAAGUUUUCUUCAAGCUCAAAUAGUGCGUUCCCCCCUCUCCUAUCUCUUCGUUACCUCAAAAAGCUAAUAUGGCGGUUGCACCCUAUAUCACCGCUGCUGCACCUCCUAGUUGCGCCACAAAACUCUACUCAGGGUUGAAACUUCAAUCUCCAAGUAUCCCUAAUUCCCUUGCGUGUAAACCUAAUGUCUCCGCUGAGUUCUACGGAAAAGUUCACAAGAGUCUGCAUUGCGGGUAUACUAAUCACAAACCAGCAAGGGCACAAAUUCGAAUGAUGCCCAUAGGGACCCCUAGAGUCCCCUAUAGGACACCUGGUGAAGGAACUUGGCAAUGGGUUGAUUUGUGGAAUGCCCUUUAUCGAGAGCGUGUUCUCUUCAUUGGACAAAACAUAGAUGAAGAAUUUAGUAACCAAGUAUUGGCAACCAUGCUGUAUCUUGACAGUAUAGAUAACGCCAAGAGGAUGUAUAUGUACAUCAAUGGUCCUGGUGGAGAUCUUACACCAAGCUUGGCUAUCUAUGACACUAUGCAGAGCUUGCAAAGUCCUGUAACCACCCAUUGUGUUGGCUAUGCCUAUAAUCUUGCAGCAUUUCUUCUUGCAGCCGGAGAAAAGGGCAACCGCUUUGCAAUGCCUCUUUCCAGAGUUGCUUUGCAAUCUCCAGCGGGAGCUGCUCGGGGUCAGGCUGAUGACAUCCGCAAUGAAGCAAAUGAGCUUUUAAGAAUCAGAGAUUACCUCUUUAACGAGUUGGCUAAGAAAACAGGCCAGCCUGUUGAGAGGAUCACCCAAGACCUGGGCAGGAUGAAACGCUUCAACGCACAGGAGGCUCUUGAUUACGGGCUUAUUGAUCGAAUUGUGAGGCCACCACGCAUUAAGGCUGAUGCGCCUAACAAGGAGGCAGGAACAGGCCUUGGUUAAGAACUCACGGUUUGUCACCCAGCCAGAGUACUCAUAAUAUUACAGAACUAGGAUUGUUUCUCGUGUUUUAUUUAUCUCCUUAAUUAUUUUCAGAAAUAUGUAUAAUAUUUGAAUAGUUAGAAAUUGUUGGCAAAGAUAAUUGGUUCUUGUUCAGAAAUGGAUGAAUUCCACUUGUUGAAAGCAGUAAAUAAUGCAGUUGAAGCUUUAA